AUGGACUGUUUAGCCUUUCUGUCACAUUUUUUAAUAUUUAUUACCAUCAUUCUAACAACCUACUUUGGUGAUACGGAAAAAAUCGACCAGGAAUAUGAUAAUUAUCAGGAAUUUGUUGUUAUCGAAGGACAGCAUGGCCUCUUUCCGACAAUUUUCAAUUUGGCAACAAAUGCGCUAAUUUAUGCUGAUGCUACCUGUGGCCAACACCGUCGCGAAAUUUACUGCAAAUUAGUGGAGCAUGUUUUUAAUAGACAACCGCAAUGUGAUGUUUGUGAUGCAAAAGAUGUGAGAAAGCGCCAUCCAAUUGAAUUUGCAAUUGAUGGUACUCGACGCUGGUGGCAAAGUCCAUCGCUGGCUAAUGGUCUUAAUUACGAACGGGUCAAUAUCACCAUUGAUCUCAGACAGGAAUAUCAAGUGGCAUAUGUAAUUGUAAAAAGCGCAAUUGCACCUCGACCUGGAACUUGGGUACUGGAGAAAUCACUUGAUGGUAUUAACUAUCAACCAUGGCAGUAUUACGCAAUCAGUGAUGCGGAAUGUAUGCGACAAUUCGAUGUACCAGCAACCACUGGUGUACCACGAUUUACGCGAGAUGAUGAGGUAAUAUGUACAUCGUACUACUCAAAACUUGAUCCGCUCGAAAAUGGCGAAAUUUAUACGUCGCUUGUAAAUGGACGACCGUCUGCUGAAGCUGCAUCUGAAACCCUACAGCAGUUUACUCGAGCUCGUUAUGUACGGCUUCGUUUUAUGAGUAUACGAACAUUGAAUGCUGAUUUAAUGAUCAUUAAUCGUCGUGAUAAGAGUAACAGAUUGGAUCUCUCGGUUACAAGACGUUACUUCUAUGCUAUCAAGGAUAUUAGUAUCGGUGGUCAGUGUAUUUGUCAUGGACAUGCAGAAAGUUGUCCACCUGAUCCAGUUACCGGACAAUCACGUUGCGAAUGUCGUCAUAAUACGUGCGGUGAGUCAUGCAAAGAGUGUUGUCCACUAUUCAAUCAACUUCCGUGGCGUCAAGGAACACAAUCACAUCCUAAUGUUUGCCAACCUUGUCAAUGUUUUAACCAUGCAACACGUUGUGAAUAUGAUGAAGAAGUGGAACGACUGGGUCUAAGUGUUACACCAGAAGGUAUCUUUGAAGGUGGCGGUAAAUGUAUCGCUUGUAAACAUAACACUGAUGGGAUAAAUUGUGAACGUUGCAUAUGGACAUACUUUCGACCAGCGGGUGUUACUCACUAUCGAGAAGAUGCAUGCCAACCUUGCGAUUGUGAUCCGAUUGGAUCGGAGCAUAAUAAUUGCGUUCGAGAUGAGACCAGCGCAGAUGGCAGUCAAAAGCCGGGUGAUUGUAUUUGCAAACCGGGAUUUGGUGGGCGUCGAUGCGAUAUUUGCGCACCGGGAUAUCGGAAUCAUCCAAAGUGUGAACCGUGUCCUUGUAAUCGAGCUGGUUCUCUGAAUUUUAACACCUGUGAGGAGGAAAGUUGUAUGUGCAAAGCAAAUGUGGAAGGCAUUUAUUGUGAUCGAUGUAAGAAAGGUACGAUUAAUCUGGAUAUCAAAAAUCCAGAAGGUUGUCAACCUUGCUUCUGUUUCGGUCUUAGCAAAAAAUGCAAUGAGAAGCUUUGGAAUCAAGAAAAGAUACGAAGCACUACAGAUUGGGUGUUAACGGAUCUAUCAGGUGAAAAAGGGAUUGCGCUGAAAUCUGAAAGUGAAGUAUUGAUGUAUACCAAUAGUGAGUACCGAAAUAAUGAUUUGUUCUACUGGAAAGCACCGAAGGAAUUCAAUGGGAAUCUGUUAAAUAGUUAUGGUGGAAAUUUACAAUAUUACGUAUACUUCGUACCGGUGGGUAACGGAGAAGAAAUAUCAAUUCCUGAUGUUAUCAUAGAAGGUAAUGGCAUCAAAAUGGAAUAUUAUAGUCGGCAGAAUUUUUUCCCAAGAGAAAAUAUUAGUGUUCAGAUACCAAUGAAAGAAGGUAGCGGAUGGCACAAUUCAUAUAUGCAAACACUUAUUGAUAAGCAUGAAAUGAUGCGUGUUCUAGCUGAUGUUAAUACAAUGAUGAUAAGAGCAAUGUAUUAUAGAGAACAAAUACAAUCAAGUAUCUAUGGAUUAGCAUUGGAUACAGCAAUUGAACCUAAAAAUGCGAUCGAAAAUACGAAAGAGAUGUUGAAAUCAUCUCAAACAUCGAAUGCAUUAAUGCGUGGCGUUGAAGUAUGUCAGUGUCCCGAAAAUUACGCUGGCAAUAGUUGUGAACGCUGUACAUCGGGAUAUCGCAGGGUAAAUAAUCAGCUGUUCAAUGGUCAUUGCGAGAAAUGUCGCUGUGAAGGACAUUCAUUUGAAUGUGAUCCAUUCACAGGUGAUUGUAUCAACUGUCAACAUAAUACAACCGGUCGUCAAUGUCAUCAAUGUUUACCUGGACACUAUGGAAAUCCAUCUCUUGGUGGCGAACUUGGUCAGUGUCAUCCAUGUGCUUGUCCAACAAUCGAGAACAGUCAUUCGGCACAAUGUAGUCUAACUCAGCUCGUUGUUGGUGGUGCUGCAGCGUACGGUGAAGACGCAUACGUUUGCACAGCUUGUGAACAUGGUUAUGAUGGCAAUAAAUGUGAAAUUUGUGCGGAUGGUUUCUUUGGGAAUCCACUAGCAAAGAAUGGUACCUGCGAGCUAUGUGAUUGUAACGGUAACAUUGAUCCAAUGGCUAUUGGAAAUUGUGAUCGAGAAACGGGAAAAUGUUUGAAAUGCAUUUAUAAUACAGUUGGUGAUCAUUGUGAAGAAUGUAAAGAGAAUCAUUGGGGUAAUCCGAAGGAUAAAUCUUGCCGACCUUGCGGAUGUCAUCCUAAAGGUUCUCAUUCAGCCACAUGCAACAAAUCGACCGGAAUUUGUGAUUGUCAUGAUAAUUACGUUGGUAUGCAGUGCAAUAGAUGUAAGAAUGGACAUGGUGAUAUUGAAAAUAUGUGCCCUGCUUGUAAUUGUAGUGUUAUUGGUUCUUCUGGUAGCGAAUGUGAUGAAGUAUCCGGCCAAUGCGCCUGCAAGACAGGAGUGUUUGGAAAACAAUGUGAUAUGUGUAGAACAAGUUAUUUCAAUUUUUCCGCGAAUGGUUGUCAAUUUUGUCACUGUAAUUCUUUUGGUGCGGUAGAUGAUGGCCGAUGUGAUAAUGUUACCGGAAAAUGUGAAUGCCGCGAAAAUGUUGACGGUAAAAUGUGUGAAAAGUGUAUGGAUGGUUAUUUUAAUAUAACUAGUGGACAUGGAUGUCAGGUAUGCGCAUGUGAUCAAUUAGGCUCCGAAGGCAUUCAAUGUGAUACAGAUACAGGUCAAUGUGCUUGCAAACCUGGAGUCACUGGCUUGAAGUGCGACAAAUGCGCUCCCAAUCAUUUUGGUUUAGAUUCAAAUGGAUGUAAAGAAUGUCAAGUAUGUCCAGCACCUGGUCAUAUUUGUGACUCAAUAACUGGAGAGUGCAUUUGUCCACCCAAUACAAUCGGUGAAAUGUGUGAGAACUGUUCCAAUAAUGCUUGGAAUUACGAUCCUUUAAAUGGUUGUACACUUUGUGAUUGUUCCGGUAUCGGAGCUGAUGGACCGAAUUGUAAUCCUGAAAAUGGACAGUGCAAUUGUAAAAUAGGUUUUGUUGGCUUAAAAUGUGAUCGAUGCAUUCAUGGACAUUUCAAUUUCCCAAAGUGCGAAUUAUGUAAUUGUAAUGUAUCGGGAACUGAUCCAACAACUUGUGAAAAUGGUGCGUGCUCUUGUGAUGAGAUGGGACAGUGCAACUGUAAGAAGAAUGUGAUGGGCCUGAAAUGUGAUAGCUGCAAUGCAUAUAGCUUUAGUUUGGAGAAGAGUAAUAUAUUUGGUUGCACUGAUUGCUUCUGCUUUAAUCGUACUAAUUUCUGUGUACAAAGUAGUUUCGUAUGGCAACAAAUUUAUGCACCCAAUCGACAGGUAAUAUUCUCAGAACCAUGGAAAUAUUACAUACGCAAGCAUAAUUUGAAUGUGCUUAGAGAUAAACCACCGAUAUACAACAGUUAUCCAACCGAUAUUACACCUUUAUAUUGGCCUUUGCCAUCUAGUUUUCUGGGUGACAGAACAACAUCCUACAAUGGGUUCAUUCGUUUCACAAUCAAAAAUGAUGAUAACUAUCGUGGUAUCCCUAAUGUGGCACCUGAUUCACAGCACUUUCGCUUUUUCCCGCAAAUUAUUCUGGUCGGCAACCAUCGUAUCAUUCUGGAACACACACCAAACGAAAUGAACGUAUCAGGACGCUAUAAAAUUCAUUUACAUGAAAAUCAAUGGCGUUCACGUUUAAGUCCUGAUGUGCGCGUAACACGCAAACAACUAAUGAUCGCUUUGCAAAAUCUACAGGGCAUUUAUAUCAGAGCUACCUACAACUAUCCAUCUACUGGUGAUACGGCAUCAAUCAGUGAAAUAAGCAUUGAUGUAGCAGUAUGGGAAAACAUUACCGAUACUUCGUCAAAUUCAGUAGCAGUUGGUGUGGAACAAUGUGAAUGCCCUCAAGGUUAUGCUGGUAAUUCAUGCCAAGAUCCAGCCGAAGGUUAUUGUCGAAAAAGACAAUCUGAUUUCUUGAACAGUCCAGAUGACUUAGCAUUGAUCGGUGAAUCACAACUAUGCGCAUGCAGUGGACAUUCAGCAACAUGUGAAGCAGAAACUUGUAGAUGCACUAAUUGUGAGCACAAUACAUACGGUGAUCACUGUGAAGUUUGCAAGCCAAGUUAUCAGGGGAAUGCAUUGGUUGGUGGCGCUAAUGCAUGCACAAAAUGUGCAUGUCCAUUGCCGGAUAAUAGCUUCAGUGAUACCUGUUUAGCAGUAGGUCAUGGCCGAGGAUAUAUGUGUGAUGCAUGCAAACCUGGAUAUACAGGUCUGUACUGUGAAAGUUGCCUAACUGGGUAUUAUGGUAAUCCGAAUAUAGUGGGUGGCAUGUGCAAAGAAUGCGCCUGCCACCAACAUGGUUCUGUUCAUGAAAUUUGCAAUCAGGAAUCAGGUCAAUGUGAAUGUCGACCAGGUUUAUCAGGUCGCGAUUGCUCCUUAUGCAAAGAUCGGCAUGCAUUUAUUAAUGGUACUUGUACCUCAUGCGAUCAGGGCUGUACUGGUGAUUUAAUGAAAGAAAUGGAUGAGUUAGAAGAAAUUAUGAAACAACAAAACUUCACAACUUUAAGACCAGUUCCAUGGAAGCGUGUUGCUCGGAUAAGCAAUGCAACAAAAAACUUGCAUUUAAUUUUGGAUUCGCCACAUUUGGAGAGUUCUAUUGAUGGAGAUACACGUAAAACUGGCAUCGGCAUGGAUGGCAACUUCUUAGAUGAAGUUAACGGACUAGUAGAGCAGACAAAAUUUUUGUUGGAACGAGCUAAUAAAUCGAAAAAUACCUUGCAAGAGAGCACGGCAAAAACUCAAGAAUUAUCUGAGAGAGCUCAAGAUCAAGACAAAAUUCUUCAUGAGGUCAUCGGUCAGCUGCAACAUUAUAUAAAUUAUGGAUUUGGCAAACAGGAUAGCUCAAAGAUUGAUAUUUGGAUCCAGGAAGCAAACAAUUAUGUAAAUGAUAUGAAGGAACGUGGAAUCUACAUCGAGAAACGUUACAAUCGUGGAAAUACCGAUUUUGAGAAAUCUCAAAACUUAAUGAAGCUGAUAACAUCACGUAUGCUAAAUCAUACUUCAUUCGUUGAAUUGCGUAAACAACUGGAUACCUUCGAACAGUGGCUACACGAUUAUCGUGAUACCAUUUGGGAUAGAGCACGUCAGGACACCGUAUCCGCUGAUAAAAUAGCAAUUAUCGUAGCAAAACGAGUGGAUCGAUUUAAUGCCGUAAAAGCAAAUAUUACUGCAAUAUUAUCUAAAUCAACCGAUGAAUUAAAUGAAUCAGAAAAGAAAGUAUCGAUCUCGAAAACAGAAAAAAUUUUAAAUAUGUUCGAUGAUUUUAAGGUUACUAACGAAACGCUGUUACCAGAAGUAGAUGAAGUGACAAGAAAAUGUCAUGAUGAAGCUGAUAAAUAUGGGCAACUUCUAGAUGAAUAUCGUGAAGAAUAUGUGGAGAAAAGUGAACAUCAUGCAGUAGAGCUGGAAAAUGAAGCACAAAAAUUGCAGAAUUCUUUUGCGGAUACAAAGACUGCCGCAGCAGAUCCUCUUCGAGCAUCUAAUGCUUAUGAGGAGAUUAUGAAAGCUUUACGGAAUGCCAGCAAAGCAGUAGAAGGAGCGAAAAAAGCUGCGAAAUUUGCGUAUACUGAUGCGGAUGCAAAAUCUGAGACUUCAAUGGUUAAUAUGGCGUUACAAGCCAAAAAUCGCAGUAUGGAUAUUAAAGGACAAGCUGAUGAACUUAGCUUGAGUGAUUUAGAGAACGAACGUUUAACAGCCACUAAGAUGACAAACGAACUGAAGGAAACAUUGCAGGAUUCAAUGAAACGAAAAUUAGCAAUCAGUCAGUUUGGACUAAUAUUCAUAGGAAGUGAACAGUAUCAAUCAUUCGAUGAUCAGCACGAUCGAAUGACUGGAUUAAUCAGUGUAGCUGAUGAUGCGGAAAAACGAGCCAAAAAUAUACACGAGAAAAUAGAGGAGAUAGCUCUUGAAAUUGAUACAAUAAGCAAUGCUGUUUCAAAGCUACAAGGUUUUGCUGGUGAGGGUAUCCGGAAUAUCACCAAUGAUGUACGCAAGGCUAAUCAGGGAGCACAAGAAGCAAUGAAAAAAGUUUCUGAAGUAAAGAAGCAAACAGAUAGUGAUUCAAAACGGAUUAGUGUUCUCGGAGAGCAGAUUAAAUUAUUGCAGGAAAAAAUUAAAGAAGCACGUGAGAAAGCAUCACGUAUCCGAAUUUCGAUGAAAUCCGAUGAAAAUGGUAAUUGCCGCCGUGCUUUCAUCUCACCCGCACAUUUGGCACCAACCAACCUGUUUACCAUCAAAUAUCGUCCGCUACAGAAUGUUCCGGAUUCAUUGCUAUUCUUGACAAAAACAAAAACUAAGCGCACUCAGCAAUCGGAGUACAUCGCAAUGGAAUUAAGGGAUCGACGUAUUGUUGUACAAUGGAAUAUUGGUUCCGGUACGCGCAUGGCUACCAAUACUCAUACUAUCAAUUAUAUUGCGCCAAGUGACCGAACUGCCUGGUACCAUAUAGUAUUGGAAAGAUUUGGUAAUUCGGUAACGUUGACCGUAGCACUUCAUCAUACAAUCAGUGGUGAAGGUGAGCGAAUAGUUGGUGAACCGAUUACCGUAUCGGUUGGUCAACCGGACGAAGAUGAUAACAUCAUUUUCAAUACGGUACAUGGUGAAACGCUAAUUGAAUUUGGUAUUGACGCAAAGCUAUCACAGGAUUUAGGAUUAGCAACUAACAAAUUCCUCGGUACCAUUGGUGAAUUUACUGUCGAUGGCGAGACUUUGCCACUUUGGGCAUUUGCAGAAAGUAGUAAGAUUUGCGAAGGAGAUUUUGCUGCACCAGAAAGCCAAACUACCGGUUAUUUUUUCCGCGACGGUUUUGCACAAAUUCAUCUUCCUUCAACAGAACGACCAAGUGGAGCACAAAUUACAGUGAUCUUAUCAGCUUAUUCACCCGAUGGUUUGCUAUAUUUCCGUGGCAAUCAAGAAAACGGAGAUUUCAUCUGUUUGGAACUUCAUGGUGGACACGUUCUUUUUAAGAUUAAUCUUGGCGAUGAUUCAUACGCAGUCGUUAAAUCGAAGAAAUCAUCUUACGCCGAUGGACGCUCACAUACUAUUCGAGUUAUUAGAAACUAUGAGAAAAUACAUUUGCAGGUCGACGACGAAAGCGAUCGCAAUUCUGCAACGAUACCUGGUGAAAAUGCAAAGUUGAAUAUUAAUGGUGAUGAUCACUUUGUGGGUGGCAUCCCGCCAGGCUUUAAUACUACUGCUUUCCGUCAAUUCGAUAUCCAAUGGAAUGGAUUUUUCGGCUGCAUUCAAUCAGUCCGACCUUCUCAAGUUGCAGAAUUGGAUCUUGAUAAUCCAAUACGCUCACAACGUAAGCUACGUGGAUGUAGUUUUAAAAAUGGUGAAAGAUUGAAACCGACUGAUAGAGUGGUUGGCUUCAAUCGUCCAGGUUAUCUGGUUAUUCAAGGAAUUCAAAUCAGCAAUAAUUCCACGUUUGCGUUUGCAUUCCGCACGAAAACUGCCAACGCUACAUUAUUGUUCCAAUCGAGCGAGUUGGAAACAUUUAGAAAACGUCGAAGAAUUAGAGAUUCUUCUGGCAUUGGAUAUCUGGCAUUUUACUUAUAUCGCGGCUAUUUGGUUGUACAUCUCGGCACCGAUUCAUCACAGAAAAGUAAAGUGCUUACAUUAAGAUCUGAAGUAACUUACAAUGAUGGACAGCUUCAUUCAAUCUUUUUCACUCGUUUCGAAACAUUAGUUCGUCUUCGGGUCGAUGAUCGAGAAAUAGCUUCCGGUACUCUUGGCGAACAGAAUACUAUUGGAACUGCUUCAUCACAAUUAUUUAUUGGUGGAUUUCCUGAUGGUAUAAAACCAUCAGCUAAUGAAAUGCCAAUUGCUGAAUCGAUGAUUGGUUGCGUAUCGAAUAUUUUCGUUGAUUAUCAACUUCUCCCAAUCAUACCGGAAGCGCAUAUUGCUUUAAUUGGUUCCUGUCCGGUGGAGCAGAUUUUCUCAUUACAGAAAUCAGAACGGCGAGCAGAUAUGGAAGCAUUGCAAGCAGACGAACAAAAUGCUUUCAAUCGAAAAGCAUCGAAACUUUCUUUGCAUCUAACAGAACCAUCAUUGUUCACCAAAACGGAACGCCUAUAUGCGGAUGAAUCAGUCAAAACAAAUCCAAUGAAUAUCAGAGAAGUCAAUAAUGAGCCAGAAGAAUUAGAGCCAAAUGAUUUUCAAUUAUCUAUGAUAACGACAACUGAUAUAACCUUCAAUGACAUUCUUCCGACCGAAAUUCUUAUUGAAUCAAUGGAAAAAAAAGAUGAUGUUGAUGAUGAUAUUGAUAGUGGUGCUGAUGAUUUUACCAGUUUAACAGAUUUUGGUCCUAAAAAGUGCGGUCCAAAUGUGUUAGCUAAAAGUGAUGGCGAAGGUGCGGCACGAUUUGGUAUAGCAGAAGCAAGCCAUUCGAGAUUGAACUUCGAGGAAAAUCAUUUGGACGUUAAUCAAUUUAAAAUUGAAUUUGCAUUCCGCACAACAUUACCAAACGGGAUGUUUUGGAUUUGGGCAAAUUACAACAGUUAUACGCGUUAUUUCUUCCUCAAUAUGAUCAAUGGAUUGUUGCAACUUCAGGUUCGAGGACAUAAAGAACCAAAAAUUUUGGUAUACAAAUCGAAUAAAUUAAAUGAUGGAAAAUGGCAUAAUAUUAGUAUGCUAAAGGAAGGCCAAGAAAUUCUUCUUAAGGUAGAUCAUAAUCCAGCACAAUACUUGAAAGAUGUACCAAAUCCAAAAGUGAUGCGCAAACGGAUGUAUAUAGGUGGGGUCAUUUCAAGACAUCGCAAACAGUUCAAUUUAACAAUGCCCUCAUUUUCUGGAUGUAUCAGAAACUUUGAGGUAAACGACAUUCAACACGACCUAUUUAAAAAAAGUCGUCACGUUGUCCCAUGCAUCGUUCCUUCCGAUUCAGCAUACGUUCACGAAGGCGGAUAUAUGACAUUUGGAUCAUUAAAGUCUAUUCGUCGGCACGGGAACAUUCAUAUUAUGGUACAAUUUCGACCUGCUGUAAAAAAUGGACUUAUCUUUGGUCUGAUGACAAAUAAAGAUCCAGAAAAUGCACGAAUUGCUGUUUAUCUUAAAAAUAGCAUGAUGACUUUUGAACUUGUGUUCAACGAUGAACGUCGUGAUCUGAAGCAUAUUUUCAAAAAAGAUCUAUGUGAUGGCGCUUGGCAUAAUGUUACGCUUUCUAUAUCACAUUCAAAUUUGAUUGUUAUUACGGUUGAUGGGCAUCGGAAACGUUUAACAUCGAAGAUAAGCUCUGAAUCAGUAGACUUUUUCCGAAGUUUGCCGAUAUAUGUUGGCGGAGUAACCGCAACAUCAGCUUCCAAAAUUGGGAUACUUUCAUUAAUCGGUUGCUAUCAAGAUCUACAACUUUAUGGAAAAUCGAUAACUUUCAAAGAUGCCAAAAAAUUACAUAAAGCUCUACCCGAUGGUUGUCCAUUUUUAAAUUAA
Molecule: messenger RNA, 10059 nt
Organism: Cercopithifilaria johnstoni
Lineage: Eukaryota; Metazoa; Nematoda; Chromadorea; Rhabditida; Onchocercidae
Source: the annotation of a GenBank genome assembly